GGAGAGCCCAUCAAGAUCAUUGACUUGACUUGACCCGGCCCCACAGUCCCACAACCAUUGACCAUUUGACCCAACGCAACUCAACUGCUUCUUCCUCUUUUCCAUCUCCAUCGCCGUCGCCGUCCAGGAAGAGAUAGAAGAUGGAUACGGUCGCGGGAAGCAAGUACAGGUUUGGUCCGCACGAGAUAGACGAGCGGCAGGUGUUCCGCACCUCGCCCCUCUCCUUCGCCAUCGUCAACAUCCGACACACCCGCCCAGGUCAUGUUCUUGUAUGCCCAAAGCGUCUUGUGAAACGAUUUGCUGAUCUUAGUCCUGAUGAGACAAGUGAUUUGUGGAUCAUGGCAAAGGAAAUUGGUGCACGUGUUGAGCAGUACCACAGGGCUUCUUCGCUCACAUUCACAAUUCAGGACGGACCUCACUCUGGCCAAACAGUUCCACAUGUUCACGUUCACAUCGUUCCCCGAAGGAAGGAAGAUUUUGAGAACAAUGAUAACAAUAAAGGCAUGAUGAAUGCAAAAAAUGAGACAUUGGACCUAGAUAUUGAAAGAAAAGAUAGAACGAUGGAAGAAAUGGCCCAAGAAGCCAAAGAAUAUCGUGCUCUUUUCUCCUAGAAAAUGUCUAUGUAUACUACUUAACUUUGUGUGGAUUUCACUAUUCCUCUAGCAUUCAGCUUCACAGCUGCAUUUUACAUAUUACACUAAUUUGUUGUGUUUUUAUAUCAGAUGAUUAUACUAAUCGUAUUGUGCAUACUACCUGAUAUUCUGUUGUAAUAUAUGUGUAGCCGUUACUUAGUAAUAUUGAACUCCUUAUUUUUCAUCUCA
Messenger RNA from Oryza sativa Japonica Group (Japanese rice), 821 nucleotides. The record is from RefSeq and is a predicted model, not a curated record. NCBI's taxonomy places the organism in Eukaryota, Viridiplantae, Streptophyta, Magnoliopsida, Poales, Poaceae.